This is a messenger RNA of Penaeus chinensis, 1177 nucleotides long. Its product is annotated as skin secretory protein xP2-like. The coding region runs from base 1 to 1170 and encodes 389 amino acids. The record is from RefSeq and is a predicted model, not a curated record. The transcript has 3 exons. NCBI's taxonomy places the organism in Eukaryota, Metazoa, Arthropoda, Malacostraca, Decapoda, Penaeidae.
AUGAGGCAUAUCCACUUGGCCCCUGAGAUCUACCGCGGAGGAAGAGCUCAUCCCAGCGCCGACAUCUACUCAUUCGAGGCCAAUAGGCUGCGCAGAAAGACCAUCUAUCUUCCCGCGGGCGCGAGAGAGGUCGAGGCCGACUAUGUCUAUGCCGUGAACGCUCCUCAGGCGCAGGACGCACGGGAAGGUCCUCCUCCCGAAGCUCGGGCUGUGGAGGAGGUUCCUGCUGCUUCUGCUGCUGAAGCUGAGGCUGCAGUUGAAAUGCCUGCUCUAGUUCCUGUUGAGGCAGAGGCUGAGGAGGUGGUUCCUGCUGCUUCUGCUGCUGAAGCUGAGGCUGCAGUUGAAAUGCCUGCUCUAGUUCCUGCUGAGGCAGAGGCUGAGGAGGUGGUUCCUGCUGCUUCUGCUGCUGAAGCUGAGGCUGCAGUUGAAAUUCCUGCUCUAGUUCCUGCUGAGGCAGAGGCUGAGGAGGUGGUUCCUGCUGCUUCUGCUGCUGAAGCUGAGGCUGCAGUUGAAAUUCCUGCUCUAGUUCCUGCUGAGGCAGAGGCUGAGGAGGUGGUUCCUGCUGCUUCUGCUGCUGAAGCUGAGGCUGCAGUUGAAAUUCCUGCUCUAGUUCCUGCUGAGGCAGAGGCUGAGGAGGUGGUUCCUGCUGCUUCUGCUGCUGAAGCUGAGGCUGCAGUUGAAAUUCCUGCUCUAGUUCCAGCUGAGGCAGAGGCUGAGGAGGUGGUCCCUGCUGCUUCUGCUGCUGAAGCUGAGGCUGCAGUUGAAAUUCCUGCUCUAGUUCCUGCUGAGGCAGAGGCUGAGGAGGUGGUUCCUGCUGCUUCUACUGCUGAAUCUGAGGCUACAGUUGAAAUUCCUGCUCUAGUUCCUGUCAAGGCAGAGGCUGUGGAGGAGGUCACUGUCGCUGAGGCAGAAGAAACCUGUCCUCCUGAGGCAGAGGCUGUGAAGGAAAUAGACUUUUGGAAUCCUAAAAAAAUCGCCCGCCUCUACGGGAUCGCUACCCCGUCAGGGAGGCGCUAUCCAGGCAAGGACCUCCCGCUCGUCGACGUCUCUUCCUUUUUACAACCUGAAAUGAAGAAGCUCGGCGAGGGGGCAUACGCUGAGGUGUAUGCCGUCGGCCCGACCGGCCUGCCUCCUCUGUGCAUGAAAUGGUUCAAAAACCAAAAGGCCUAACACCAUU